Molecule: messenger RNA, 818 nt
Organism: Cicer arietinum (chickpea)
Lineage: Eukaryota; Viridiplantae; Streptophyta; Magnoliopsida; Fabales; Fabaceae
Source: RefSeq, a predicted model, not a curated record
UCCACAUUUUAUCCAUAUAUCUCAAACAUAUUCACAAAUUUAACCAAAGUCUCCACACACAAAAUGAAAGGGUCUUCUUUUGUUGCUAAUGUCCAAAAUUUCUCCAUUUCUCCUUCUUUCAUAAGUUCUAACUAUAGAACUAUUUUUCCUAGUCAUGUGACAUUGAAACCAUUAUUGUCAAAGGUGAAAGUUUCUUGGCUAAACCAUGGUACUUGUGUUGUUCAAAAACAACAAAAGGGUAAAAGUGGGUUUGUAGUGGAAUGUACUAAUUGGAGUUUGGUGAAAGAAUUGGAAAGAGAACUUGAAGAUGAGUUUGAUAGUGUAGAAAAGAGUAAAAGUGGAAUGACAAGGUUUAGAGAAAAGUGUGGAGAAAAUAACGGAGUUGUGGAGUUGUUGGAGUGUUUGGAAAAGGAAGCAAUAAUGGGUGAUGAUGUGGGGAAAGAGCCUAAUGAUUACAAUAGAAGGGCUCAGAUAUUUGAUAGAAGCUCUAGAGUAUUCCAAGCCCUUAAGGAAUUCAAUGAUCAUGUUUGAAUCAAGUGACUUUUAUGGAUUUGGAUCUUUUAUGUUUAGGUCAUUCAUUCAUGCAUUUGAAUAAUCGAUAAUUAUAUAAUUGAAAAUGUUAAAUUAUCGAUUUAUCAAAUAUAUGAAAGUGCAAAUUUUCAUCUACACAUGAUUUUGACUUGUUUCAUAAUUGUAUUAGAAACAAGCAAAUGUAUUUAUAGUUGUAUUACUCUAGAUCCCUCUUUUGUAUGUAGUGUAUUUUAAGGUUUACUCAUUGCCAUUGCAAAGAUGAAUUCAAGAGUUUUAACGUUGUUAAA